UGCCGCGCCGGCUCCAGCUCAUCCUGUUGGAAAGCUCGCCGUCUCCCCCAUCCCACCCCACCCACCCCAGCACGUCGGGAGGGCAAGACCGAUAGAGACUAGUGGGGUGGUCUUCCCCCUCCUCCCCCCAUGCUAAAAGUUGCAUUAGCGCGCUGAUAACCCACAGACAGCGGCUGGUUUACGUACCACGCUUCGCUUCGCUCCCGACCUAAGCUCCGGCCGACGAUGCAGCGGUGGCUCCCGGCGAUCCUCCGCCGCGCGGCCCCCGCCGUCUCCGGCGGCGGCGGCGGGGCGGCGCGGCUCUUCUCCUCGUCCUCCCUCCUCUUCGACGAGACGCAGGAGCAGUUCAAGGAGAGCGUGCACAAGUUCGCGCAGGAGGCCAUCGCGCCUCACGCCGCGGCGAUCGACGCCUCCAACCAUUUCCCCAAGGGCGUGGACCUGUGGAAGCUCAUGGGGGACUUCAACCUCCACGGCCUCACCGCGCCAGAGGAGUACGGCGGGAUGGGGCUGGGGUACAUGUACCACUGCAUCGCCAUGGAGGAGAUCAGCAGGGCCUCCGGCUCCGUCGGCCUCUCCUACGGCGCGCAUUCCAAUCUCUGCAUCAACCAGCUGGUCCGUCAUGGCAACCCUGCGCAAAAGCAGAAGUACCUACCCAAGCUGAUCAGUGGCGAGCAUGUCGGGGCGUUAGCGAUGAGUGAACCUAACUCGGGCUCCGAUGUGGUCAGUAUGAAAUGCAAAGCUGAGAAAGUGGACGGUGGUUAUGUCAUCAAUGGGAAUAAGAUGUGGUGCACGAAUGGGCCUUCUGCUCAGACACUGGUUGUUUAUGCAAAAACAGAUUUAUCUGCAGGAUCAAAAGGAAUAACCGCAUUCAUAAUUGAGAAAGGGAUGCCUGGGUUCAGUACUGCUCAGAAGUUGGACAAACUUGGCAUGCGAGGAAGCGAUACGUGUGAGCUUGUUUUUGAGAACUGCUUUGUGCCACACGAAAAUGUUCUUGGUGAAGAAGGCAAAGGUGUUUAUGUCAUGAUGUCAGGGCUUGAUCUGGAAAGGCUUGUAUUAGCUGCAGGUCCCAUUGGCCUCAUGCAGGCAUGCCUUGAUGCCGUACUUCCAUAUGUUCGCCAGAGGGAGCAAUUUGGCCGUCCAAUUGGUGAAUUUCAGUUCAUACAGGGUAAAAUGGCUGAUAUGUACACCUCCCUGCAAUCAUCAAGAUCAUUUGUAUACUCAGUUGCUAGGGACUGUGAUAAUGGCAAAGUUGACCGCAAGGAUUGUGCAGGAGUAAUUCUCUUUGCUGCUGAAAGGGCAACCCAAGUUGCACUUCAGGCAAUCCAGUGUCUUGGUGGCAAUGGGUACAUAAAUGAGUACCCAACUGGCCGUCUCCUGAGAGAUGCAAAACUGUUUGAGAUUGGUGCUGGUACUAGUGAGAUAAGAAGAAUGAUAAUUGGCCGUGAGCUCUUCAAAGAGGACUGAAAUUGUUAUUUUGCAAGCCAGAUAUCAAUGUUCAUUAUGAACUGGAGGAGGUGAGCGGGAUUUAGAUAUUUAGCAACCCAUGCGGUUCAAAAAGUUGAUUCUGUUAUAUCCUAGCAGUCUCAUGCUUUUGUAUAACUCCAAUAUUCAUCAAAUAAAGUUCACUUCCUUGUACU
Molecule: messenger RNA, 1637 nt
Organism: Setaria italica (foxtail millet)
Lineage: Eukaryota; Viridiplantae; Streptophyta; Magnoliopsida; Poales; Poaceae
Product: isovaleryl-CoA dehydrogenase, mitochondrial
Exons: 13
Coding region: 226-1464 (412 amino acids)
Biological process (GO): L-leucine catabolic process
Cellular component (GO): mitochondrion
Molecular function (GO): 3-methylbutanoyl-CoA dehydrogenase activity; flavin adenine dinucleotide binding
Source: RefSeq, a predicted model, not a curated record